AUGAGCUCCAAAGUCUAUUCGGUCGCCCGUGUGUAUGCGGACGUCAACAAGCAAAAGCCUCAGGAGUACUGGGACUAUGAAGCACAUACAAUUGAAUGGGGCAACAUCAGAAACUAUGAGAUCAUCUCCAAGAUCGGCCGGGGCAAGUACUCGGAAGUGUUCGAAGGUAUGAAUAUGCUCAACGACCAGCCAUGCGUGAUCAAAGUGUUGAAGCCGGUUAAGAUGAAGAAAAUCUACCGUGAGGUGAAGAUCCUUAAGAACUUGACUGGUGGCCCCAAUGUGGUGGGUCUUUUGGAUAUCGUUCGAGAUCAGCACCUGAAGAUUCCCGCUCUUAUCUUUGAGCACAUCAACAAUGUGGAUUUCCGUAUUUUGUACCUGAAGUUCACCAUCCCAGACAUCCAGUACUACUUCACUCAGCUACUUAUUGCUUUAGACUACUCCCACUCGAUGGGAAUCAUCCACAGAGACGUCAAGCCCCAGAAUAUCAUGAUCGAUCCUCAACAGAAGAAGUUGCGCCUUAUUGAUUGGGGUUUGGCUGAGUUCUAUCAUGCUGGAAUGGACUACAACGUGAGAGUGGCUUCUAGGUAUCAUAAGGGCCCUGAGCUCUUGAUCAACUUGCAACAGUACGACUACUCGCUCGACUUAUGGUCUGUUGGAUGUAUGUUGGCUGCCAUAAUAUUCAAGAAGGAACCAUUUUUCCGUGGCGAUUCUAACACCGAUCAGCUAGUGCAGAUUGCACGUGUUUUGGGCACUAAGGAUUUGAUGGCUUAUGUGGAUAAGUAUGGCAUUCGUUUGAGCGACGAGUACGACCUGGUUUUGGGUAACUAUCCACGCAAGCCAUGGUCGUCAUUUGUAUCCAAGGAUAACCAGCAUUUGUUGCUGAACGAGGUGGUGGAUUUGAUCGAUAAGUUGUUGACUUACGACCACCAGUUGCGGCCCACUGCCAAGGAGGCUAUGGCACACCCAUUCUUCUCACUAUAG
Molecule: messenger RNA, 981 nt
Organism: Sungouiella intermedia
Lineage: Eukaryota; Fungi; Ascomycota; Pichiomycetes; Serinales; Metschnikowiaceae
Source: the annotation of a GenBank genome assembly